AUGGAGCCCGCCGCCGCCGACCUCCUCGCCGCGCUCUCCUCUCCGUCCUCCCACGCCAGCCUGCGCUCCCGCUUCGCCGCCUACCUGGAGCCCUUCUCCCCGUACCUGCCCACGCUAAACCCUAGCGCCAAGCCGCCGCCGAAGAGGACGACGAAGCAGGGCAUGCAGCAGCAGCCGCCGCCGCCGACCCCCGACGCGGCUACGGUGCGCCCGCUCGCGAAGCGCUUCCUCCCGUUCCUGUGCCGCGCGCUCCAGGUCCUGCCGCCGUUGCUCCGGCCCAACCCUAGUUCACGCGACGCCGGGUGCCCCGACGAGCUGCUCGACGUUUACGGCCUCCUGCUGGACUGCCUUGCGGUCAUAUCGACGUGCCUCGCCGGGAAGCCCUACUCCGUGCUGCUCCAGCGUGGCCGCUUCGUGUGCUGCCUCGAGUCGCGCGGCCACUAUGCACGCGCUGAGGCGGACGCUGCUGCCACUCUCGAUUCCCUUCGUUCGGUGCUGUCAGUAUCGACAGCCUCAAAGUCUCGCCGUGCUGCGAGUGUUGCUUCCCUCCUUCCCGAUCCUGGCGUCGCAAGGGAGGCUGGUGCAGACCCUGAAGUCACCAUCCUCGCUGUUGAGCUCACCGUCUGCUUUGCUAACUGUGCCAGCAAGUGCAAGGUGAAGGAUGCUGCCCCAUACGAACGGGUUGUCAACCUUGUUGAGAACCUCCAGCCAUGGCUUCGUAUUCUGGCUGAGGAUGUCAGCAGGAAGUACCUCACACUGCUUGUGAAUGCACUAAGUCGAUGUGCCAUUUUCCUGGCUGCUGAGUCUUCACUGUUUGAUACCAACCUUGUGCGUGAAUUCUGUCGUGCAACGUUGGGAGAGUGUAUGAAGGCACAAACCAUAGAACGCUUGCCAGCAGUCGCUCGCAGGAUCUGUUCUUCUGUAGAUGUGAGGUGUGUUGGAAGCACUCAACUUUUGCUUGAUGUGUUAAAUACUGUUGUUGGAUCUUCCGCAUGUGUAAAGGCUGACUUACCAAGAUCUGUAAAUGAGAUUGUAGAAUUUGUAGCAUAUUUUUCUCGAAGCUUUAUUUCUUCAAAUCAGGAUUUAUCUGUUGGUGCUGCGGAGCUAAUUUAUAGACAAGGUGGUUAUUUCUCUGAGGUCUCGUCUACCUCUGCCACUGCCUCAGUACUUAUUCUUUAUGCUAUUGGAUUAUACUUUAGCGCUCAGCAAAUUGAAAAUGGAGAGCAACCUCAUAAAUCCACAGAUUUUCUCAACAAUGAAAAGUAUCUACAAACUUUAAACAGUGCCCUUGCCACACUGGAACAUCUUUUUUGUUUUGCCAAUGGCAGAUCCACUCCACUUGAUACUCUGGGGAAAGCUUCAAGCUCAACAACGCACCCUGGGCAUUCCAAUAAGCACACUUUGUCUCACUCUGAUGACCACAUAUCUUCUGUGGCAUACUUGGAUUCGCUAGAGUUUCUUUGCAAGAUAUUAUCACAGUAUGUGAAUGCAGUUUGGAAGAAUUUCUCUGAUGGAACCACACCCCGCUAUUCUAGAAACAUGACCUAUGUGUUAACAGCACUGCAUCAGUUCAUUGAUUCCAGCAUUUCUGCUUAUAGCUGUACAAAAAUGCCUGAAGGAGACAAGGAGAGACUAAAUGAACAACAUGGAACCUUACUGAAGGCCCUAGUUUCAGCAACUAAAGUUUCCUUUGUUACCAAGGAAGGUAUCCAGAAGAGCAUGUCCUUCAUCAAUUUUGCCAUUUCAAGUACAUGGAUAAAUCUUGAUGAACUCAAAUAUCUCAUGUCCUCACUUGGUAACAUUGGUGUGACACUUUACAAUAUUGGACAUUUGGAUGAGGCACCAAAGGCAAUAGAGCUAUGCUGUCAAACUAUAUGGGUGCACACGAGGCUUUCUUACCAUAGACUAUCAGCAAGCCAGGAAGGACAGAUUAUUGUUGAGGAUAUACCAAAGGAUACAAUGAAGGACAUCAUUACGGAUGCCUUUGCACGGAUUGCAAAGAUGGUUGACACUCUACAUAAAUGUGGAGUAAAAAUGAUAUCUGAUGUUAUCGUGAAGAGCUUGUCUGAAUUGUUGGCUGAUGAUGGCACAAUUGAACUUUUAAAUAGUUCGUUAGUCCUAAUCAAGUUGUGGGUUAAGAUAACACGCAAAGAUGUUGAGGAUGACGAAAGUGUUGAUAGUGCUCCCCUUCUGUACCACCCUCUUAUAGGUUACAGUCCUCCUUUGCCUAAGAAGUUGGUAGGCUUAAUUUUAGAGCAGGAAUUGUUGGCUUAUGCAUUAGUUGAAUCUCGAGGCACUAUGUUAUGUGUAAAAAUGCAAAAGAGGAUCAUAGACAUUCUCUUGAAUAAAUUAUACUGCUCAACGGAGCAUUAUUUGGAGAGAUCAAGGGUCCUUGUAAAAAAGGCACGUGUGCUUCGUGCAUCUGGAGUUCAAAGUAUAAGCAGCUGCCUUGAGUCUUUAUCUGAAGCCAUAUCCUUACUGCGAGGCCUCCCACUGGAUCCUUCUCAAGGCAAUGCACCUGCAAUCCAUCAACUGGCUAUUGCGUACUGUCUGUAUGCACAUUGCUCGCAGGAAGCCAAUCUUGGUGCCGAGGUAAUCUUUGAUAACGCUCAGAAUGUACGUGACCUGUUGUCAAAAGUCAGAACUUUUUGUUAUUAUUCUCCUGGUAUGAUUUCUCAUCAGCCAUCAGAAACUCUUGUACCUCUUCUUUGUUCUCUGGUUGAUUUGUUGGCAAUGAAGGGCUGUUCUGAGCUUCAGUUUGAUUUGUGCAACCUUAUGAUAAAUAUAUGGAAGCAAGAAAACUUGCCUGUUGAAAAGUUAUUUUCCAUGUUAUUUGCCAACGGGCGCCUCAAUCAUGCGUGUUGCCAUCUCCCAAUGGACCAACAAUUUAUUUCAAAUGCAGAGUAUCAUCAUGAUAUUGAUUGCCACAGUACAGAGUUUUGGAGAAACUGUGUUAAAGGAGACCAUCCUUCUCUUUCUAUGUUUGUCCAGAGAUUGUGGCCUAUCGACUCCUUUAUUUCUACAUCACCCGAACCUUAUUUUAGAAGGCUGUUCGGUUUCAGUGGUAGUGUUCAUGAGGUCGAUAGUGCCGCAUCAUCUCUGGUUUCUGAAGUUUCUUCGAAUGAUCAAUCAAUUUUUCUAGCUGGCUAUAUGUACUUCGAUUUAUCAGAUAGACUUUUAUCUAGAGGACAAAUUUUUCAGGCCUUUUCAUACGGAAAAGAGGCCUUGCAAUUACGCAAGAAACUCCUAAGAAAGAAAUUCAAAUUCAAUGUUGGCAAGUUUGCAACUGAGGGAAGUCAAUGUUCUGGAGGGCAAAGCUCUGUUUCACUCGAAGCAUGGGGAUCAACGAUUGCUGAAAUUUGGCCAGAUCACACCAGAUCAACUGGAACGGGAGAUUAUUUCCUAACUCCUUGGAAUGUACUUCGAUGCUAUCUCGAAAGCAUUUUGCAGGUUGCUUUGCUGCAUGAUAUGGUUGGUAAUGGUGCCGAAGCAGAAGUUUUGUUACGAACAGGAAAAGAUAUAUCACAUUUUCAUGGAUUGGCAGUUUUUGGUAUUACCUUCACAUCAGCUUUAGGUCAAAUAUACCACAAGAGACAGCAAUGGGAUUCUGCAGAGAGUGAGCUUAAAUGUGCUAGGGAUCUUCUUGCACAAAAUGCUGCAUUCGUUUCGUGCAAGCUCUGCAAGUUAACUCUGGAUAUAUCAGUUGAUGUUCAAACUGGAGAUCUAUUUUGGAGUCUAUUUGAGAAAGACUUUCAGAAACAGUCACCAGGCAAUUUACCUAAUGCUUUAGGCAUGUACCAGUCUGCCAUGGAUAAAUUAAAGAGCACCAAAUUGGAAUUACCUGUUGGCUCAUAUGAUAAGCAUAAAACUACUUGCAUUGCUUGCAGCAAAGCUUUUAUUUCAGAAACCAAGCAUGAAGUGUGUAACAAUGGGAAAGAACUAUUAGCUGCAAAUGAUGGAGUGCUACCUUCAUGUAAUGUAUGUGCAAAUUUUAGUCAGACUUCCGGAGAUCAGCCCAACAAGUUCUUGGCAUUAAAAUCUCAAAAGCAUAUCUUGAAGGAUUAUGAAGGUUGUCCACCCUUGGAUGUUAAAGUCAAAAGGACAACCAGAAAUUCGUCACGUUUAGCUAAAGAACAGAAUGUGGAAGCUCAUGUAAAAAAUAGGACCCGCUCUAGUAAGCGAACUGCUCAUGUGAAAGGUGAAAAGGCAUCAGCUGAGCUAAGUAAAAAUGAUAUAUCUUGCAGUGAUGAAAUGCCCACAAAUGCUUUGGACCAUGGAAAAACAAACUGUUCUCUUGAUGGUGUCGACAAGAGCAUGUUUUACACAUGCGAUGCAUUUGGAUGUUGGAAUUGCCUUUUUGUAAAUUCACUCAACUCUGGGUCCAUCCAGAAUAUUUUGCAACUCAGAUGGGAUUGGGUUUGGCAUCAGAACAAUGUGUCUAUCCUGUUAAAAAUUGCAAGAGCCUUGGGUGCUCAUGGAGGAUUGCAUGGAGCUCACGAAGUUCAUAAUAUAUAUUGGCAGUGCAUAUCAUCGUUGUACUUUAGAUCCCUUCCUCAGGAUUGUUAUAGAACUUAUGAGCUUAAUUUAAUUGGAUUAGUCAUGGAUGAGAAUACUGGUGAUUUUCUUACUUCAGAGAGGGCAGAAAUACUAUAUAGUAUGAGUUUGUUUUUGCUAAAGGGCUUCCUUUCAGAACAGUCAAGGGACAUGUGCUGCCGCUUCUGCAGUGUGCAAAUGCCUGAUGUUGUUCCCUGGUUGCUGAGAGCUUUUGUGCUAUCCAGAGAGAAUCCCUUGCUUUUUCAGGAGGUUUGCAGGUUACUUGCAUGUAUAUUCUUACUUGCAACAAUCGAUUCCACGGCUCAAUUACCUUUAUACUCCAACGGAUCUCUCUCUUUAAGUCAUUGGGCUGCAUAUUUUCAUCAGAGUUCUGUUGGAACUUAUCUCAAUUGCCAUUACUUUGCUAGCUUACAGUCAUUACCCAGAAAAAAGAAUUCGAAGGGCCCUGUUGAAGAAUUCAGAUAUGAGUCAGAUGAGGGUAUCUCAAAGUUUCUCAGGUUUUCAUCCACGGACAUAGGGCAUCUUGAGAUACAUAUAAUAGAAUUUUUUGAUAAGCUUCCUGAUGUACCAAUUGUGUGCAUCAGUAUGCUUGAAGGUGAUUUUGUGAAUGUUCUUGGGGAAAUUCUUCUUCUUCCUUCUUUUUUCCCUGCUUGGAUGUUGCUUUCGAGGUUUGAUUCAACAAACAAACCUAUUACAAUGCUUUUACCAGUGGAUGCAAUUUCGGAAGAAACACAGCAUGAAGAUUCCUAUAGCAAAGAAUUGGGCAAUCCAGUGAGAUCCUCAGAUAAGAAUUGGCAGUGCCCUUGGGGCUACACUAUUAUAGACUAUGUGGCUCCUACUUUUAAAAAGAUACUUGAGGAGAACUUUAUUUCCCUCUCUAGUGCAACUCUCACUCUGAGUGAUGGACAAGCAAAUCAUGUAAGGUGGUGGUCAUAUAGGAUGAAGCUCAACAACCACCUUGAUAAGAUACUGAAAAACAUGGAGGAAUCAUGGCUGGGACCAUGGAAAUGCCUUCUCUUGGGCUACCAUUCGACUGACCAACACAUUGAGGCUGCCCUGGCAAACCUGAUUGCUGCUCUGGAAUCAGAAUUCAAAUUUGAAGUAAAUCCUGUGCUCAUUAAGGUCAUCCUUGGUGGUGCUACAUCAGUGGAUGAAGUCCAUGAUUGUGUUUCUCAACUUAUAAUGUAUAAAGGCUAUUUUGGCCGGGGAGGGUGUUGCGGGAAAGAUAGACUUAGAGCCUUCUCUUCUUGCGGUAUUGAGUCUGAAGCUCUGGAGACAGUCGAAUGUUUAAUAACAAGUACAGUGAAUGAGCUUACUGAACCAGUUGAUAGAGAUCCAGUCAUUUUCGUUCUCGACACUAAUGUGCAGAUGCUUCCUUGGGAAAACUUGCCUGGGCUAAGGAGUCAAGAAAUUUAUCGCAUGCCAUCAGUGGGAGGCGUUCUUCUAGCUUUGACUAGAAGUAAUGAUUAUUGCAAAGAUGCCCGGAUUAUAGCCCCCCAAUUUCCUGCUAUUGACCCUUUCAACACAUUUUAUCUGUUGAACCCUAGUGGUGACCUGAGCAGUACACAAGAAGAAUUUGAUCAGUUGUUCAAGACUUAUGAAUGGAAGGGAAAGGCUGGGUAUGCUCCAACGGCUGAAGAGCUGGUGUUGGCCUUGAAGAAUCAUGAUCUUUUCCUCUACUUUGGUCAUGGAAGUGGAACUCAGUAUGUCUCUGGGAAGGAAAUUGAGAAAUUAGAUGAUUGUGCAGCUGCUCUUCUUAUGGGUUGCAGUAGUGGAACACUGCAUUGCAAAGGGGGUUAUGCUCCUCAAGGGGCCCCUUUGUCAUAUUUAUUUGCUGGUUCUCCUGCUGUCAUUGCAAAUCUUUGGGAUGUUUCCGACAAGGAUAUUGAUCGGUUUAGCAAAGCUUUGCUCGAUUCAUGGUUGCAAGAGAAUCUCAUGGCAGCCAAAAACUGCUCGAAGUGUUGCCGGCUAACACAAGAAUUUGAGUCCAUGACAAUUGCUGCGGAGGACAACGGCAGACCGAGGCGAAGAGGCGCAAGAGGAAAGAAGCCUGAACAAGUGAAUGAUAGUAGUAAGCGUUGCACUUGUGGGGACAGACGAGUAGCUUCACAUCUAAGUGAAGCUAGGCGUGCUUGCAGGCUUCCUCUGAUGAUUGGUGCAUCUCCUGUUUGUUAUGGUGUGCCUACCAUCAUUAGGAAGAAGUAACUACCGGUGCUAUAAUGGGAGAUUAUGGAUGAGCAAUGCGCCUGCUGUUCUGGGCAUAGCAAUGGAUACAAUGCUGGUGCAUCGCGUUGACAGAAGUGGCAUUAUUGGCACCGCAUUGCACGAGCUUACAUGUGCUAGUUGAUGCUGGUGAGAUUCAUUCUAAAGCAGGGGAUGCAGGACAGGGAAGAUGCGGAUUGGCGGAUUCCUUGAAUCCAUGGUUUAGAACCUGCUGGGCCAUCGAGUCAUCGACCGUCGUGAAGAGAUACAAAUCUUAUUGAAAGUAUAUACAAGUAAAUGAUUAUAAUUACAGAUGUUCUGCGGAAUGUAGUUUUGAACAAAGUUGUAAUGUUAUGUUUUUGAGCAAGAAAUUUGUAAUAUUAUUUUACGGCAAAUCUUUUAAAGCACGUGUAUGUUGAUGUCAUGAAGUGCAGGGCACUUUAACGAGGAAGUGUCGAACUCAUUGGCAAUGAAUUUACAGCCUUUUCUUGUUAGAACAUGAGUUCAUGUUCUUGAACUAAUAGCGUCAGUUGCACCACC
Oryza brachyantha (malo sina) is the source of this 7296-nucleotide messenger RNA. RefSeq names its product separase. Gene Ontology annotation, cellular component: centrosome; nucleus; mitotic spindle. Bases 1 to 6759 code for a protein of 2252 amino acids. Gene Ontology annotation, biological process: meiotic chromosome separation; proteolysis. NCBI's taxonomy places the organism in Eukaryota, Viridiplantae, Streptophyta, Magnoliopsida, Poales, Poaceae. Gene Ontology annotation, molecular function: cysteine-type endopeptidase activity. The transcript has 27 exons. The record is from RefSeq and is a predicted model, not a curated record.